UUAUUUAUAAAAACCAAAACGAGAAUUUUCUCGAAAAGAGUUGGUUAAACCUUUAUAUGAAAGUAAAGCUUCUGUUACAACACCAUUUAAGAAGGUCAGUAUUAUUCAGCAAGCACAUACUAUUUGUUCUUGCGUGCCGACAUGUCAGGUUCUGGCCAGCUCUGACAACUUAGAUAUGUAUGAAGUGAUAGUGUUAAAGGAAGGAUACUGUGUUUCCGAUGGACCAGGUUUGAUGAAAGCUGCAGGCACAAUAACCUUGCUGAAAGGUCCACAGAAUAUAAUGGUGGAUACAGGAAAUCCAUGGGACAAACAGUUAAUACUUGAUGGAUUAGAAAAGCAUGGUCUGAAACCAGAACAGAUUAGUUUUGUAGUCUGCAGUCAUGGCCAUGUAGACCAUGUUGGUAACAACAAUCUUUUUACUAAUGCAGUACACAUAGUGUGUUAUGAUGUAUGUGUUGGGGAGCAGUACAUGUUACAUCAUUUUGACAAGGGUAUACCCUAUGAGAUAGAUGACUUUGUAGAGGUAGUACCAACACCUGGACACACCGGAAAAGAUGUCUCAGUUAUCGUCAGGGAAACAGAAAAAGGCACUGUUGCUAUAACAGGAGAUUUAUUUGAAUGCUUUGAAGAUCUACGAGAGCCAAGUAUAUGGCAAGACAAUAGUGAAAACCCAGAAGAUCAAGAAGCAAAUCGUAUUGGCAUGUUACAAAUCGCAGACUAUAUCAUACCUGGUCAUGGACCAAUGUUUAAGGUCCCAGAAAGUUACAAGACUCAGAUGCAAGUAGUCUUUUAUGAAGAGUUUACUGCUAUAACGCCUACUGGUAUCAUUUCUGAGACAUCUGAAUACAUUGUGUGUGAUGACAUGGUUUAACAGCAAGAUGUGAUAAUGAUGAUCAAUAGCAUAAUCAUGAUCAAUGACACGAUUAAUCAUGAUCUGUAGCAUUAUUAUUCAUUCAUGUAAAGGUUAUGGUACUUUCAUUAUCGAACAUGUACUUAUUAUGCCUACACCUAAAUGAACAAUGUUAUUUGACAAUCUUCAGGGUUUGUGAGUUGAUUUACGCUUUGCUGAUAACACUAUAAGAUGGACCAGGCUGGCUAAAUAUAAUUUGCAUGGCUUUGGCAUUUGUUUUCAGCUGAAAGACAAAUAUAUAUAAAUUACUACAUUGUGUUCAUACUUUCUUUUCUGUUUUAUUGAGGACAUCUGCAAUUUGAAUAGAAUCAAUAGAGCUUUAAACAGGUCAUGAUUGACUAUUAGGUCAUGUACAAAUAUGAUGAUAUUGCAAGUAACAAAUUUCCUUAUCCUUUAUGAUUGCUUUCAGAACAAUUACAAAAUUCUAUCCACCUUAGUAUCAAAACACGGUAAUAACACCAUGAAAAAGCAACCAAAAUGGACAUUGAUUCAUAUUCAUACAAGCUUUGUGUCAAACCUACUUUCUAACGCAUUGGCGACAUAUACAAAAUUGAGGAGCAAGUGAUGAGAAUUAUUUUAAUAAGAUUGAAUAUAAGAUGUAUUUCAAAUCUCUAGAGAAGGGGAAAUAACUCUCUGACUUCUACUGAGGAUGGGUUUUUUUUUGUUAUUUGCUUGGUUUGUUAACAAGGUAGAUCACAAUGCCAGGUUUACCUUCAUUGUGAUUUAAAACAAUGCAAUAUUAUGACCAUGAAAUAGCAUACUGUGGAUUCAUUAAUAUUUGUUGGAUACCAAUUUUCGUGGAUUUCGUGGGUACAGAAGAACCACAAAUUUAAAUGUUCAACGAAUAACAAAUUUUCUAAAGGAAUGAGUGCAGACUUUUCCAAAACCAUGAAAUUAAGUAUCCACAAAUAUGUAAAUUUUCCUCAAACCAUGAAAAUUGGUACCCACGAAAAUAAAUGAAUCCACAGUAAUUUUCUAAGACUCUUCAUGCUCUUGUACACACAACAUUUAGUGUACCAAUUAAUUUUGAAUUUAUUUAAAUUACCUUUUUGUUAUUCAUGUCACUAAUAAUGAAAAAUAUUUAAGAUAAACACAAUUUUAUUUAGUAUUUUACAUCUCUGACUAUAAUUAAAUUGAUUGUUUACAUGCAUAUAUUUCCCACAUUUGCAACAUAUUGAAGGCUAAGCAAAUAUUAAGUCAUUAUACCACACAAAUUUCUUAUUUGCUAAUAUUUUACAGAUUACAGACCUAUAAAAAUAUUUCACUAUCCAUAUUUAAAAAAGAAAUGCAGGCGCCUUACAAUGUUUGUAAAGAUGUAACCUUUUUUUUUUGGCCAACAGAACUUUUGAAAACUAAUGAAAUUGGUGUCCUGAAAAAUAAUUCUGAUUGCCCAUUUGGUUUUAAUAUAACUGGUGUUGUCAGAUUUUUUUUAGAUUUAUGAGUCUGACUGUCCCUUAGGUAUCUUUCAUCCCUCUUUUACAGCAUUAUACACAGCAUAUUUGUUUACAUUGAGAAGCAGUAUCCAUGAAUAAAAUGUUCAGUUGUUUAGGAUGGGCAUAGAUGUCAUUUUAGUUAUGAUUGUUUGUACAUAAUUUGAUAGUGUUACAGUUUAUAUUAUACAGAAAUAAUUCAACUGUUUUAUGUUUAUGAUUUUUUUUCCCUUUGAAAAACAUACAGUAUUGUUAAGGAAGCUUAAAAAGCUUGACGGCCUUCUUGGUGCUCAAAAUGUUGGUAUAGAGUUAAUACAAAUGUUUUUGUGAGCCUAAAUUCUAAUUAAAUGCUUAGUAUUCAUUGAAAUAUAUAUUUGAUAGAGAUCUUAAUUGUCAUCUGAAUAUAAUUUUCAUAGAAAAUAACAUGGUAGAUAUUUCAAUUAAUUUGUAUUAUUUAUAUCAUGGUGCAUGUAGUGCUGAUUCAAUUAUUGUAGUGGGUACCAAUUUCUGUGGAUUGUGAAAAAUGUAUUUUUUUUGGUUUUACCAAACUUGUCACACAGCUUACAGAAAAUUUUCAUUUAGUCAAACAUUUAAAUUUGCGGUUCAAGAAUAAACAUUAAAAUUUGCGAUUCAAGAAUACUUACAAAAUCAACAGAAAUUGGUUACCCACUUAUAAUAAUGAAUCCACAGUAAUUCAUGUAUAAUUAAUCAUUCCACUUCUGUAUUCCAAACAUGACCAUAGCUAGUUUUCUAGUCUAUUCCGUUUUGAAUUUGGUCAUGUAUUUUCAGACAGAUUGUUUAAUUAUUGAUAUAUCUUAGAAGUUUGAUAUCUUUUUUUAAUACAUGUACCUACAUUGAAAACCUUUUCUACAGUUACACACUGCUGUUUUUAUUUUAUUACCUUCAGAUGUUUUGUAACUUGUUUCUUUUAUUUAUUCCAAAAAAAUACUUUUUUGCCUUAGAAACAGAUGCAUUAUAUAAUAACAUUGUGUUAAUUAUUGCCAUUUAUUAUUUUUGUAAUGCUAAAACUCAUUAAUUUUGAAAUAUAUUUUAAUUAUACCAACCCAUAAUUGAAAGAAAAUGGCUUAAAGUCUGAAUAUUUGAACCUUUAUCUGAAUAUCUGAAGUUGUAGUGCAAGUAACAAUUUUAAAGACAGAAGUGAUGAAAGAGGACAAACACCAUAAAUAUUAACUGAAUAAAAGUAGAAACUUUAGUUAAAAAAAUUGAAACAGAAACCUAACAGCAUAAUAAACAAUGAUAAAGCACAUAUUAAACAAAGUCUUAGGUUUAUUUUUGUUAUAAUUAUAUGGCAUAUAUCAUGCUGCACCCAGUGAAGCCUUCAUAGAUUGUUUUAUUCUAAACUGUGCCAUUUAUUGAAAAAUAUUAUGAAAACCUUUAGAUAUUCACCAAGUCUACAAAGUUAUCAAUUGCACCUUUUCUCUGCAUUGUACAUGGAUUGUUGAAAUUGGUUAUUUUACAUCUAAUGUAUUAAAUAUCUUCAUUUAUAGUAAUGAUCAAAGAGUAAGGACAAUUAUGAUUAAAAUGGAUGUGGUUUAGUGGAGGAUUGGAAGAAACUUACUAAAUUACAUCACUCCAAAAUGGUCCUAUUGUCGACUUGACCAAUAAAUAUUUAUGGGUGCCGAACCUGAAAAUAACAUUUGAUAUGGGUUUGCCAUUUUAAAAACAAAAUUCAGACAAAAAUGCAGUUUUACAGUCAUUUUGAAAUGACCCUACUUUAUUACUUACUCAUUACAAUCAAGGUUGAUUAGCUGUCAAAAAGUUGAAUAAUACUUGGAAAAGACCAACAUGCUUUGAGCAAUUUGCAUGGAAUAGACAAACAACCAACAUUAGGUCCAAACAAUUAGACUUCUCUUCCUACCCUCCCACAUUCAUCUUUCUGGGAUAGUCCUGAAUAUUACUUCCAUAUAUUUAUUUCAGGCUUAAUAAUAUACUGAUGCAAUAUUUAUUUUUUCAAUCAUGUAUUUGUUUUGAAGUGCUAAUGUUUACGAGUGAUUAAAAGUUCAUUAUGUUUUUCUUAUGUU
This is a messenger RNA of Mytilus trossulus (common blue mussel), 4382 nucleotides long. Its product is annotated as metallo-beta-lactamase domain-containing protein 1-like. The record is from RefSeq and is a predicted model, not a curated record. Lineage: Eukaryota; Metazoa; Mollusca; Bivalvia; Mytilida; Mytilidae. Bases 176 to 871 code for a protein of 231 amino acids. The transcript has 6 exons.